Trichomycterus rosablanca is the source of this 1603-nucleotide messenger RNA. It is a transcript of the gene rorcb, whose product is annotated as RAR-related orphan receptor C b. Gene Ontology annotation, cellular component: nucleus. Gene Ontology annotation, biological process: regulation of transcription by RNA polymerase II. Lineage: Eukaryota; Metazoa; Chordata; Actinopteri; Siluriformes; Trichomycteridae. The coding region runs from base 102 to 1538 and encodes 478 amino acids. The record is from RefSeq and is a predicted model, not a curated record. The transcript has 10 exons. Gene Ontology annotation, molecular function: RNA polymerase II cis-regulatory region sequence-specific DNA binding; nuclear receptor activity; zinc ion binding.
GGUUAUAUUUGGUUAGCUAUCUUAUGCUAACUACUUAGGUUGUUAAACUUGACGUUUUGCCUCUUCACGCAUUGUGGACUUCGGUUAGAGAAGCCGUCAAAAUGCGAGCUCAAAUUGAGGUUAUUCCAUGUAAAAUCUGUGGCGAUAAGUCCUCCGGGAUCCAUUAUGGUGUCAUCACCUGUGAAGGCUGCAAGGGUUUUUUUCGGCGCAGCCAGCAGAACAAUGCCAUGUACUCAUGUUCCCGACAGAGGAACUGCCUGAUUGACCGCACCAAUCGCAACCGCUGCCAGCACUGUCGCUUACAGAAGUGCCUGGCUCUGGGCAUGAGCCGAGAUGCGGUGAAGUUUGGCCGCAUGUCUAAAAAGCAGCGUGACAGCCUAUACGCAGAGGUGCAAAGGCACCAGCAGCUGGCACAGGAGCCCGAAGAGGUGAUCGAGGAAAGAGACAGCGGGCUCAGCCGCUCCUACAGCAGUACCGGCUCCAGCACCACUCUCAGUGACCUAGACGACAUUACCACCCUGCCUGACGGUCUGCUUUUCGACCUGCCGCUCACACCAGGUGAGACAGCUAAGUACUGCACCCUGGAUCUGCUGGAGGGUGAGGCAGAGUGUGGCGUGGAAAGCACCGGGAGCAGCAGCUCAUCUAACCAGAGCUCUCCAGAACCUACUAUCCUGGAUACGGUGGAGACAGGGCGGGUGAAGCACGAGUACGAGUUGCUGCCUGAGCCAAGCCUGCUCACACACACCCUGCUGGGGGCGCUGUUCGAUGACUGCUCUAUUUUUGAUAUAGAGCGGAUCACUCAGAAUGUGGUGAAGUCCCAUAUGGAGACAAGUCAGUACAGCACUGAGGACUUAAAACGACUCACCUGGAACCUAUACACACCCGAGGAGACCCGCUCCUUUCAGCUGAAGUCUGCUGAGUGGAUGUGGCAGCAGUGUGCCCUGCAUAUCACCAACGCUAUCCAGUAUGUGGUGGAGUUCGCCAAGCGCCUCAGCGGCUUCAUGGAGCUUUGCCAGAAUGACCAGAUCAUUCUGCUUAAAGCAGGCUGCUUGGAGGUCCUGCUGAUCCGCAUGUGCCGUGCGUACAACUCCAGCAACAACACCAUGUUCUUCGACGGCAAAUACGCCAGUCCUCAGCUCUUCAAAGCAUUAGGGUGUGAUGACCUGGUGAAUGCCAUCUUUGAAUUGGCCAGGUGUCUGUGUCGUCUGCAGCUGAGUGAAGAAGAGAUGGCCUUGUUCAGUGCUGCUAUUUUGCUUUCACCUGACCGCCCAUGGUUAACUGAUGGUCAGCAGGUGCAGAAGCUACAGGAGAAGGUUUAUCUAGCCCUGCAACACAGUUUGCACAUGGGAGGAGGUGGACAGGAGAAACUAGACAAGAUGGUGUCCAAGCUGCCGCAGCUGAAGUCAAUCUGUAACCUCCACAUUGACAAGCUGGAGUUUUUCCGACUGGUUCACCCAGAAACGGCCUACAGUUUUCCUCCUCUGUACAGGGAGGUGUUCUGCAGUGAGAUCAACUUUCCGGACUCCACUAACAGUUAGAGAGGGAGCUGGAGGGGAGGGUGGAGAGAUGGUGGAAGGAGAAGGAGAUGUUGUUGUGCGGUAAA